Molecule: messenger RNA, 2717 nt
Organism: Klebsormidium nitens
Lineage: Eukaryota; Viridiplantae; Streptophyta; Klebsormidiophyceae; Klebsormidiales; Klebsormidiaceae
Source: the annotation of a GenBank genome assembly
GGCUAGCUCAGCAGAGCAGGACAGUUGCAGAGUGCUCUUCUGCUCGAAAACGACGCCUGCUGCAAAGCUAGGAGGAAGGCACUCUUGAAGGCGCAGUGGAAGGCACAGACCUCGUUGGUCACUCGCCUGUUGCGCUUCUGAGACAUGGCUUCCGUCCAGGAAUGCAGGGGUGCUCUGGUGGGAGCUGGCCCUUUGACGGUGCUCGUGGUUGGCCCUGCUGGGGCUGGCAAGAGCUCCACUGUGAAUGCGGUCUUCGGGAGACAUUUCCUGGCGGCGAAGCCUGCUGAGGCUUCCGCCGGUCGCUUCAAGCUCGAGGAGUGCGUGCAGACCAUCAAUGGUUCCAAGGUCGUCGUGCUCGAGGCCUCUGGCCUGAGCAAGGCUAAGGAUGUAGAGGAGCUCCGUAAGAGCCUGUCCAAGAAGCGGAAGACGGUGGACCUCGUGCUGCUCGUAGAGGCUCUGCAGCAGGCCGGCAGUGUGGAUGUGGCCAGCGAGAUGGGAGCCAAGUUUGGCGCGCAGCUGCUUAAUGCUGCGGUGCCUGUCUUUGCCUGCGGCCACGUUCAGGAGGAGGCCGAUGAAGAGAGCAAGGCUCUGUAUGCCAAGCGCAGCGCUGCUGUUCUCGCUGCCUUCGGCGCAAACGGCGCUGAGGUGCCGUCCAGGGUCAUUCCUCUGGAGCUGGAGGGUGCUUCAGUCUGCGAGGAGGGUUUGAAGGUGGUUCUGGAGGAGAUGCGCCGCGUGCGCGCUCAGAAGACGCCAGCAUUUGUCCCUGCCACCACUAUGGACGCUGACCUCAAGGACCUGAGCCUGGUCAUGGACCACAACAUGUCGGUCGCCAGCUUCAAUGCUGCCCCCGCGUUCCUGCCCAAGCAGGCGCCUGUGAAGGUCGUGCGCGCCCCCACUAAGGAGGCCGCCCCUGCGCCCCCCGCCAAGCUCGCGGAGGCAGCCCCCAAGGCCCCGGUGCAGCAGUCGUUCCCCGCGCCUCCGCCCAACGUCGCGGGCGCCGCCUCGAUCUCAAUCGCCGUGCAGUCGGCCGCGAGCAUGCUCGCGCCUGCCUUGCAGGCUGCCGCAGCUACCCAGGUCAAGAAGCUGCGUAACCUCCGUGGGGGUGUCCCUAUGAUCGCCCCCCGGUCCCCAAUCGACUGCCCCGCGAUCAAGGUCACCAAGACGCUCGUGCCGGCGAGGGACGCGGCCGCGAGCAAGACGACCAUGCUGUCGUCGGCGGCGAGCUCGUUCGCGCCCGUCGCGGCGGCUGUUUUGGCGCCGAGCAAGCCGGCGGCGAACAACAAGCUCAUGGGGCUGUCGGCGUUCCCCGACAUGCAGAAGCUGCGGGGGGGCGACUUCGCCGGGCCUGCGGGCGCGGCAGCGGCGCGCAACGUGUCCAUUGUCUGGUUCAGGAACGACCUGCGCGUCCACGACAACGAGGCUUUGGCCAUGGCUCAGCAGGCGUCGAGCUCCAUCGUGCCGGUGUACUGCUUCGACCCCCGUGACUACGGCAAGUCUUCGAGCGGUUUCGACAAGACGGGGCCGUACCGGGCCAAGUUCCUCAUCGAGUGCGUCGCAGACCUGCGCAAGAACCUGCGGGAGAGGGGCAGCGAGCUGGUUGUCAGGAUCGGGAAGCCGGAGGAGGUCCUGGCUGACCUGGCGCGCAAGACUGGCGCCAAGACGCUGUUUGCGCACCAGGAGGUGACGCACGAGGAACUGCAGUCGGAGCGCAAGGUGUGCGCGGCGCUCAAGGACGCGGGCGUGCAGGCCAAGUUCUUCUGGGGCAGCACGCUGUACCACAUCGACGACCUGCCCUUCAAGCUGGAGAGCAUGCCCUCCAAUUACGCCGGCUUCAGGGAGCAGGUGAAGGACCUGAAGGUGCGCAAGACCGCGGCCGCGCUCAAGACGCUCAAGGGCCUGCCGAAGCUGAGCAGCGUCGAGGUCGGGAAGGUGCCUACCCUGCAGGACCUCGGCCUAGACGCCUCAAAGUCCACCCGGCAUGAGACUGGAGCCCAGGCCCUGAUUGGAGGAGAGUCGGAGGCCCUCGACAGGCUUAAGAGCUUUGUAGCGGAUGCAACCGCCGGCGCCAAGAAGGCCGCCGACAACCUGAACGGCGCCAACUUCUCGUGCAAGAUCUCGCCCUGGCUGGCGAUGGGCUGCCUGUCUCCCCGCCGCAUGUAUGAGGACCUGGCCGCCAGCGGGGGCGCCCGGGCCAUCACCGCCACGGCGCAAAAGUCGCCCUCGGAGGAUGCGAACGGCCUCAGCUGGCUGACGUUCGAGCUGCUGUGGAGGGACUUCUUCAGGUUCAUCACCAAGAAGUAUGGCACUGCCAACAAGAGUGCAAGCACCGCAGCAUCCCCCGCUUCCGCUAUGGCUGUCGCUGUCUAGAGGUAUAAGCUAUUGCGCCUCGAGAGGAACGGAGGAGAGGAAGUGUGUAGGUUCAAUAUUGCCUGCUGAGCCAGACCUGUCGCUGUCGAUCGUCAGUAGGUGUCUCGGGCAAGGCCAAGAGCUGGCGGCUGGUAGUUAGAUCGAGCAGGCCUCUGUACAGUGACUCAAGAUCUGCUGGCCCAUUAGGCCGCCACUGAAUUGUCAAGACCUCGAGGGAAUGCACAAAGAGUCAUCGGUUUACUCUCUUGCUGUUGGAAGCGAUUCGCAGCCCUCAUAUCUCUUGCAGCAGAAGCCCGACGGCGAGCCUGACGUACGCUGCUAUGGGAUUGUCCGUGUAAAUACGUGACGCA